Acanthoscelides obtectus is the source of this 301-nucleotide messenger RNA. Lineage: Eukaryota; Metazoa; Arthropoda; Insecta; Coleoptera; Chrysomelidae. The record is from the annotation of a GenBank genome assembly.
UGUUACUGACGUUCGCGGCCUUCCUUCCCUCAGCGUCCUCCAGAGUGAAAUUGUCCCACUGGAACUCUAUGUACCACCUGAAUAUAGUCGUACGAUGACGACAAUCAUUCUUUAAUGCAAGCGUCAUUUCUUCUAAGCACUGGUCUAUGCUUAGACCACCCGUAAGGUUAUACCGUAAAAUUGCACUCAUCUCACUACUAACAUGCAGCCUUCUGCGUCCGUUUGUUAAGUCAUAUUGCAAAACUUUUAUAGUACCGUUUGUACAUUUUUCGAAUCAGAAUUGAAUAUAUUCACCUAUACA